Mizuhopecten yessoensis (Yesso scallop) is the source of this 6056-nucleotide messenger RNA. RefSeq lists its product as uncharacterized. The coding region runs from base 64 to 4839 and encodes 1591 amino acids. Lineage: Eukaryota; Metazoa; Mollusca; Bivalvia; Pectinida; Pectinidae. The record is from RefSeq and is a predicted model, not a curated record. The transcript has 25 exons.
AGGUUAGUUUUUGUUGUAGAGGAUGACCAGGGUACAUGUGAUCUUGGCCUUGCCCAGACCUGUAUGACAACGUGGACAACUUAUAGUCUGUUUGCUCCCUUCCUUGGUGAUACAGACAAGCAGCAUCUGUGUGGUUCCCCUUCUACCAGUCUAGGUAGGUGUGUGAUAUCAGCAACUGUAGGCUGCUCUAAAACCAUAGAUCAGCACUUUGAUAUGAUGCGUUAUCUGGCAUGGACAGGACUCCACAUGACAGGACUGUGUGAGGAGAACGUCUACACUUGCUCGGCUCCUGAGGCUGUUCAAUGCAUGAAUGAACUGGGCUUCCUUAUUGGACAGAACUCUGCCAUGUUGGAUCACACAUCUUCCAUGAAUGAUGACCCCGACGUAUGCAGUGUGUACAAGAGGAGCAGAGACUGUAUGACCCGCUAUCUAUAUAGAUGUGGUGCUACCAAAAAGCAGUCUGUACAGAAAACGUUUGAAGAACUGGAAUGCCUGAUGGGAAAUCAGUGUGAAAUUAUUGAGGACCCACCUGUGACAGAGAAACCUGCUGAUUGUAUAGAUAUCACAGUAACGUCUGAUGGUUCCAGGUGCGCCUUAGCAGAUGCCAUGAGGUGUUUCGAUGAUCUGAGAUGGAAUAUAGCGUCCCCCUUCAGUCGAGCAGGCAGUAUCUGUUCAUCCUAUUCAAAAUCUGUGCAAUGUUUUGCGGAUAAUGUGAGUGGAUGUUUGACCGCGGUUGAGGACCAAGCUAAGACUGCAUUGGAAGAGUUUGCUCCCUUUGUGAGUGGUUGCCCCACUAAAAUAAGAUCUCCCUGCCAGGAAGAAGAAGAUCUUUGUAAAUACACUGAACUGACUGCUUGUGUGAAUGUGGUUAGGGAACUGAUGUUGACUUCCGUUGAAGAUGCCCAGCUCUGUGUUGCAUUCUCAAGUGCAUGGGACUGUAUCAAUACCAAGUCUACUGACUGCCCAAGUAAUCAUGUCAUGUCAAUUCAACAAACACUGAAUGCCCUACACAAUCAGAUUUCCUUCCUUACCUGUGAGGACAACAUACAGGUGUGCUAUUACAAAUACAUUGACAUUGUUGAGGAAAUAUUGACCAAACAGCCAAAUGCAGUUGCACCAGAAACUUCUGGGUCUGGGAGCAAGAAAGCAUCUGGGUCUGGGAGCAAGAAAGCCUCUGGGUCUGGGAGCAAGAAAGCCUCUGGGUCUGCAAGCAAGAAAGCCUCUGGGUCUGGGAGCAAGAAAGCAUCUGGGUCUGGGAGCAAGUCAGCCUCUAGGUCUGCUAGGUCUGCGAGCAAGCAAGCCUCUGGGUCUGGGAGCAAGAAAGCCUCUGGGUCUGCGAGCAAGAAACCCUCUGGGUCUGAGAGCAAGCCCGCCUCUGGAUCACCUGAAGUUUGGGACAAUUCAGCAUCCUGUAAUGAUAUUGCGGAUGCAUACAGCUGUAUGACAGACAAGCUGCCUAGUUCUGGCUUACCCAAGGCUCUUAUAAGAAUGGUGGAGUCGGUCAUUGGGGACCUAUACAGCAUCACCGAUGAGAAAUGUCAAGGAAUGACAUGCUACUAUUGCAAAAAGAAGAAAUCAAACGGUGAAUGUAAUCAAGGCUUGUCCAUCUGCUCUGCCUCACAACAGGCAUGUCAGACUGUGGUUGAGAAAGACAAGAUCACAAAGGGAUGUGUUGCUCCUGACAAGUGUAAGGCGGGGACAAAGGGCAAGAAGACAACCUAUUGCUGUUAUGGUCACCUUUGUAAUGAACCAGGAGACAUGGUCUAUGAUGACCCUCCCACCUGUGAUAUCCUCAUCCACAGUCGGAUUGUGAUCAGCCUUCUCACUAAGGUCAUCGAGGCUUCCAAUGCCUACAGCACUGUCUUCUGCAGCAAUGUGCUGCUGACUUUAAAGGAGUUGACAACAGUAUCCAGUACCUGUUCAGUGUUAACGGGGGAUAAAAUGCGUGCUCUACAGAGUCGGCUGCUGACAGCUGAGGAGUCUAUGUGUACUAUACAGGUUGUGUGUAAGAGACAGCUAGCAUUGGACUCUAUUUAUGGGUUUAACACCACCAUCCAUUCCUCGGCGUCUUCGGACCUCAUCUGCACAGAAUAUCAGAAGACAAUGCAGUACUUGUUUACCGAGUGGAGCACCUGUGGGAAUAGUGAGAUUGCGGAGAUGCAGACCAUCCUGGAUAGUGUCACAGCUAGUGUAGACCUGACCUGUCAACUAAUGCCUGCUAUAGAGUAUACAUUGCCAUCUGAUGUGAUACGUAUCGUGGAGGGAGGCGAGGCUAAGAUCAUCGAGUUUGUGCUGAAAGAGGACCCUGCCACUAAAUGUAAUAAAAACUCAUGUCAUGUGGUCAUCUCCAUGGUGAUAGUCCAUACCGGCAAAGACACAAUGCGCACGUGUGCAGACAACAGCCUGAUCCCUCAGCUGGUGAUCGGGGACUACAGCACUGCAGGGCUAUGUGGUCAUAACUUCACAGCAGACAACUGGGCCACGAAGGUCAGUGUGCCGUUUGUGGCGGUCAGUGAUGGACUCUAUGAUGGGGAGCAGACUGUUGAAGUCGAGGUGACCGCUACUAAAUAUGAAGAUGACAUUUCUGUGCUGGUCAGAAAGAUUGCCACCUAUCAGUUUGUUGUCAUAGAUGGGGAUAAAAAGGGGUCAGUUUGUACCUCCAUCAACGAUCCUCACAUACUGACAUUUGACAAACUAUAUUAUGAGAACUUUUACCAAGGAGAGUUUGUUCUGUACAGACACACAACAUUACCGUAUGAGGUGCGUGUGGUGUUUACAAAGUGUUUCAAGGCAACAUGUAAUUGUGCUGUGAUGGUGAAAUCGGGUGAUGAUUUCCUCAACGUUGAUGUCUGUUCCUCAUCUACCAUCAAAAUAGCUAUGCACUUCACCAAUCAGCUCACUGUCGGUACACAGAUGUUCAUCAUCCCAAGUGGCGAGAAAUACCAGCAGUUUGAGGUGAUGCUGCCAACUGGAACUAAGGUGGUGGCUCAAGUAUUACGUGGGCUAAUCAACGUCCAGAUAACCCCAUCACCUAGCGACAGCGGGCGUACAGAAGGUUUGUGUGGUAACUUUGAUGGUGAUCCAACCAACGACCUAAUGAUGCCAGAUGGAACACAGGAACAGGUGGAUGCUAAAUACCUCAAGGCAAACAGGGCUAACAGCAAGGAUUCUCUGUUUCCAAACCUCUUCAACAAGGCAUGGCAGAUAAAAGACAAUUACUGGUACUUCAAGGACUACCCUCUCCAACCUUCCCCUGAACAGAACCCAGUAUACUGUACCUGUCCAGUGUCUGCGUCGGGUACUGCUGAUCCUUGUCAGUCCAUUCCUCACGCCAAGACAUGUCCAUUCCUCAUUCCUGGAAUUGACUUGAUAGCUAAGGCUAAGAGCUUGAUCUCCGACACUUCCCAGAAUGCUUUGGAUCAGACAACGGUCAGGAGACGUCGCAGACAGACCGCCGCAACUGGUUUGGAGCAGAUCGGAGUGGUUGAGGAUGCUGAAGUGCCGGCAGCAUCGUGGCCAUCAGGAAAUUGGACGGAGGCCAUGGCUCAAGCUCACUGCGAGGCUCUCCUGACAAACUCAAACCUGGGCCAGAGUUGUGCAGGCGUGGAUGUGGCCAAUGGGACGGAUGUGGGAGCUUGUAUGGCUGAUAUCCAGCGGACCGGAGGUACAGAAUACGACAGUUUCAGUACAACCAAUCAGAUGGGACGGUGUAUUAAUGAGCUCAGCAAAGAUCCCACCUUCAACACCGACCCUGCCGCUCAAGCCGUCGCUACUGGCAUCCUAGACCAGACAUGUGAGGACAACUGUAACACCAAUGGAGAUUGUCAAAAAGGUGUGUGUAGGUGCUAUACUGGUUUCAUGGGUGUGAGCUGUUCAAUGAGAGAGGGAGAACCACCUGUUGUUGCCGGGCUACAACAGAACACCUGCGAUACCAGAACAGGGGCCGCAUGCAACAGUGUCUCUGUGGAAGGCGAGAAGUUUGUCGAUCUACCAACUCUUACAUGUCACUUUGAAACUGUAGAGAGGAUUGCUGGUGUGUUCCUGAAGACAGGCUCAGAGACAACGGCCCUGGCCAAUUUUAUCUCCUUUAACCUGGCGGAGUGUGAGAUACCGGCCAGUCUAACGCCAGCCGUUCCUUUAAGGGCUGUUUUGGUCUCUGUCAGUAACAAUGGAGUCACGAAAAGUACCGGGGACCAUUACUUCAUUGGUCAUAAUUCUCAAUGUUACACCUGUGGUGACACCAGCUGUCAGACAACGCUGACCGGUUGCGUGAUUGAAUCUCAGUGCUAUGGUAUUGGAGAUGUGAGUUCAGCUAACCCCUGUCACUUCUGCGACCCCGUCACCUCGGUCAUAGACUGGACUGUCAAAAUAGCUCACUACUGUCCAGACGCCACCACUACCACGACAACAACCCCAGGCCCAACCACAACUGCACCUACCACGGUAGCUCCUGCCACCCAGGCCCCCUCCAGGGACGACCCAGCCGCCCAACAGGCAGAGUCUGCUGUGCCAAUAAUCAUCACCGGAAUAGUUGCUGGAGUAGCAUUCCUUGCAUUGGUUGUGGUCACUAGUGUAUUUUUAAUCUAUAGGAAAAGGAAUUCAAUGCUGAAAGACCGGAGGUUGAGGGAAAGCGAUUCCGAGUCCUCAAGUGGGAGUGGUUCUAGACCAGGAUGGGGUAAAACCCAUCGUAACCCAGAUUUGUAUUACGACAAUUCAGCCUACCAUUACCACUAUGGAUACAACGACCCGCAAGAGGCAUUCGCUAACAACAUACCCAAGAGACAAAGUCAGAUGUCGCGACGUGAUCCAACCCUCAACCACAGCGAUAGUCGAAGCUGAGCUGAUCUCAUGGCCUUUGUUUCUUCAUAACUCCGGCAAAUCCAAAUUGUAUGCAAAAAAAAUAACACAUGGACGUAAAUGUUUCUUAAUUACCUUUCAAUGUGAAUGUAAAUAGUACGCUUAUACAUGUAUUUUACUUAUUUUGAAAAAAGAUUAAACUAACAACAAUUUUUCUGUUUCAAAUAUUAUUGCUCAAUUUUCAUUGGGUCAAAAUGGCUACUCACACUUCUGAGCUUUCAUUCAGAACCAGUUCAUGUUUAACUAACUCAUUCAAAACUUAUUAAAAAGGGGAGAUUAUAAAAGAAAUUGACUUCAAUGCUACGUAGAUGCUUUAUUUCUUGGUAUUUCUACCUGAAAUGGGGAUAAAUAAUUUCGUAAGUAGGACCACCUGUAUAGACAGACAGGGUCCAUUUCCCAGAGAAAUAUUUGGAUUACAAAUACACCUAACCUUUGAUACAAGCAUUAUGUAUAAUAUAAUCCAGACAAUAUUUAACUGCUGUAUGACAUUCAGACGAGACCAUGUGACUGUGAUGUAUUGGAUGUUAAUAUUCAGAUACUUAUACUUAUUUGUAUUAACACAUGAACAAUCAAGUCUUUCUUAUUGUAUACUAAAGUAUUAAUGUACAGUUCUAUUUGUUUGUUGAUAAAAAAAUACUUGGAUUUCUUGUAUUGUUUAUACAUUCCUUGUUUAAAACUAAUUUGUCUUCAUUUAAAAACAAAAAAUGGAAUAAGAUGUAUGUUUUUGUACCAGAAGUAAGUUGAUUAUUGAUAGUUAUGAGUAAGAUAUUGAUGUUUGACAUACAUUCUGUAUUUGUAAAACUUUAAGUUUUGUAAGUCUUUCUUUUUGUAUAUUUUUGCUUAUCUUGACAUUGUUCUGCUGAAAACCAAAAGCAAUAUUUGUAUGACUUCUACAUGUAUAUAGAUAACCUGAUGUAUUACUACACUACUAGGUAACCUCAUCCGGUAACUCAUUGCGCCUUCCAUUUCACCAUUCUUAGUGGCAUGUCUGAGCAAUAGAUCAUUCUUACAUCAGAUUAUCAACUACAUAUGUAGCGCUAUAGAAUUUUGUUGUACACUGUAAAUAGUUUCGUUUCCAAAUCAUAAUUUUUAUUAUCAAAACAUUUGUUAUGCUCCAUGUUCUACAGGUAUAGUUAUAUUUUACCGUUAUUAAAAUGAGAAAAAUAAGUCUAUUUUGAUAAUAAAGAAUCUAUUUAGGA